This is a messenger RNA of Lycium ferocissimum, 2118 nucleotides long. RefSeq lists its product as uncharacterized. Gene Ontology annotation, molecular function: protein dimerization activity. Bases 1 to 2118 code for a protein of 705 amino acids. The transcript has a single exon. The record is from RefSeq and is a predicted model, not a curated record. Lineage: Eukaryota; Viridiplantae; Streptophyta; Magnoliopsida; Solanales; Solanaceae.
AUGCGUCGUUUAAAUCGUGAUUGGUAUGUUGAAUUUCCUGAUUGGUUAGAAUAUAGUGUAAGUAAAGAUGUGGCCUAUUGUUUGUACUGUUAUUUAUUUAAGGGCAAUAGCAAUCGUCAAGGUGGAGGUGAUGUAUGGUCUGGUUUGGGGUUUAGGAAUUGGAACAAAAAGGAUAGUUUGACAAAACAUAUUGGUGGGCCGAAUAGCAUCCAUAGUCAAUUAAAAAGGAAAAAUGAAGAUCUAAUGCGGCAACAACAAUCUAUUCAUGCUGCAUUUGAUAAGCAACUUAAUCAAGAUAAGCAUGGAUAUGAGAUCCGCUUAGCAGCUUCAAUUCGUGUAGUGAGACUUCUUGUGAGACAAGGAUUGGCAUUUCGGGGUCAUGAUGAAUCUAAAGCAUCACUUAACAGAGGUAAUUUUCUUGAAAUUCUUUCAUUUUAUGCUCAAGAGUGUGAUAAAAUUCGUAGCUUUGUAUUGGAAAAGGCUCCUCAAAAUGAUCAAAUGACUUGUCCAAUGAUUCAAAAAGAAAUUGUGCUUGCUUGCAAGAUUGAAACAAUUAAGGGUAUCAUAAGGGAAUUAAAUGGUGACUAUUUUUCCUUAUUGGUUGAUGAAUCUUUUGAUGUAUCACGCAAGGAGCAAAUGGCAGUUGUUUUACGAUAUGUUGAUAGAAGGGGAUUUGUGAUGGAGCGACUUCUUGACAUUGUUCAUGUUAAAAAUACUAGUGCUUUAGCUCUAAAAGGUGCAAUUGUCAAUUUACUUUCUCAACAUUCCUUGAGUCUAUCUUGUGUGCGUGGACAAUGCUAUGAUGGAGCAAGUAAUAUGCAAGGUGAUAUCAAUGGCCUUAAAAUGUUGAUUAAGAAAGAAAGUAGAUCGGCUCAUUCCAUUCAUUGUUUUGCUCAUCAACUUCAAUUAACUCUUGUUGGUGUUUCGAAAAAAUGUCUUCAAGUGGGAGAACUUGUACACUUGGUUUCGGAUAUUUUGAAUGUGUUGGCGGCUUCUUAUAAACGUAUGGAUGAAUAUCGAGAAUCUCAAAGGAAAAGAAUUCAAGAGGCUUUAGAAAAGGGCGAGCUUAAAACUGGUAGGGGCUUGCAUCAAGAACUUGGUAUUUCUAGAGCUUGUGAUACUCGUUGGGGAUCUCACUUCAAAUCUUUUAAUUGUUUUAUUCUUCAAUUUGGUACAAUAAUGGAUGUACUUGAUACUAUUGUUGAAACUGCACAUAGUUUGGAUGAAAGUGCCAGGGCGACGGGAUAUAUCAGAGUUGCUCAAACGUACGAGGUUGCAUUUAUAUUACAUUUGAUGAAAGAAAUUUUAGGAAUUACAAAUGACCUUAGUACAUGCUUACAAAAAAAAGAGCAAGAUAUUGCGAAUGCCAUGCGACUUGUUAAUGUGGCAAAGAUAAGGUUGCAAGAGUUAAGGGAAGAUAAAAAAUGGGAUUUGUUUGUUGCUGAGGUAUCUACGUUUUGUUUCAAGUAUAACAUUGUGGUACCUAAUUUUGAUGAGUCGUAUGUUAACUCAGGGAGAUUUCGGCGUAAACCUGCUGAUUAUACUUUCUUGCAUCAUUAUCAUGUUGAUGUAUUUUGUCAAAUAAUUGAUUGGCUACUGCAAGAACUUAAUGAUCGUUUUGAUGAGGAGAUAGCUGAGUUACUUUAUGGAGUUGCUUGUUUGAAUCCACUAGACUCAUUUUCAAGUUUUGACAUCCAGAAAAUAAUGAGAAUGGCUAAAUUAUACCCUGAUGACUUUGAUGAAUUUAGUAUGUGUUCUCUUGAGAAUCAGCUUGCGAAUUACAUUAUUGAUGUUCGUGAUAUUGAUAAAAGGUUCUCCGAUUUAAAUGGGCUUUGUGAUCUUUCAAAAAGACUGGUUCGGACAAAAAAGCAUUCAUGUUAUCCUCUUGUAUUUCGUUUAGUGAAAUUUGCUUUGCUUCUCCCAGUUGCCACUGCAUCCGUUGAAAGAGCUUUUUCGGCAAUGAAGUUUAUUAAGAAUGAGUUGCGGAGUCGAAUGAAUGAUGAAUUCUUGAGUGGUUGCAUGGUUCCUUUUGUGGAAAAAGAUGUGUUUAAUGAUGUUUCAACUGAUGAUAUUAUUUUGACUUUUCAAGCAAUGAAACCUCGUCGAGUAGUGCUAUAA